UUUCAGUGAUAUUUUCAGUUUAGUCGACGAACGACAACGAUACGAACACGAAUCAUUUGUUGUAGUUUCCGCGUGAAAAUUACAGAAAAGAUUCUGAAAAACAACAACGAAAUCAGCAUCUAGUGCAAAAUGGUAUCCGUGGAGACAGUUGGUUCUAUUUUCAUCAAGGCCCUGAAGCUGAUCAUCAACCUGGUGAUCAUCUUCCUCUACCGCUGGGGCGAUGGAGGCGAGUUCUUGGGCAUCGGUGGCACUUGGAACCUGAACGAGGAGAAGAGCGCCGAUGCGGAAAUUGUGGCCUCGGGCGUUAUGGUGGGAUUCUUGAUCUACACAGGAUGCCAUACGAUUGCCUAUGCCUUUGGCACUACCAAGCAUAAGGGAGAACUCUGUGACACCAUCAUGAACGUGGUUGGCUGCAUCAUGUGGAUCGCCGUAGGCGGAGUUGCUCUGCAUUACUGGAAGGGAUACAUGUCCGACGAGGGAUUCCUGUACGUCAACUCGGAACGCCAAGUGGGCAUUGCCAUGGGAUCGCUGUGCGUCAUUGAGGGCGCACUGUAUCUGCUGGACACCGUGCUGGCCUGCAUACACUAUUCGAAGGGCGACACCGACUAUACCCAGUAAAGCGUGACAGCAACGGGGAGGAUAAUCGCAAUCGCCGAAUAGCACACACAUCAACAUUAUUUGUCUUUAUGCAUAGAAUCGUUUUAAGUGCAAAUUAGUUUAUAUCCGCAAUCAGGCUACUUUCGUAAGGGUCAAAUGUCGUUGUUUUAUACACUAACUGUUUAAUAUUUUCUAUUCACGAUGAACGUUUUACAUUUUUUUGGCAAAUACAAAUAGUUAAGACCACGCCACGGAAAAA
Drosophila kikkawai is the source of this 856-nucleotide messenger RNA. RefSeq names its product smooth septate junction protein snakeskin (gene Ssk). Lineage: Eukaryota; Metazoa; Arthropoda; Insecta; Diptera; Drosophilidae. Gene Ontology annotation, biological process: septate junction assembly. The record is from RefSeq and is a predicted model, not a curated record. Gene Ontology annotation, cellular component: plasma membrane.